GUGGUUCCGGAGCCCCUUGCCAAGCUCGACCCCAAGAUCAUCGACAACGUCUUCAACGAGGUGUUGGACCGCUCCGCCGCCAUCGGGUGGGGGGAUAUCGCGGGGCAGGAGGCGGCCAAGAGGCUGGUGCAGGAGAUGGUGGUCUGGCCCAUGAUGAACCCGCAGCUGUUCAGGGGCGCUCGGGCCCCCCCUCGGGGGUUGCUGCUGUUCGGCCCACCUGGCACGGGCAAGACCCUGAUUGGCAAGGCCGUUGCCGCCAACAUCUCCGCCACCUUCUUCUCCAUCUCCGCCUCCUCACUCACCAGCAAGUGGAUCGGCGAGGGGGAGAAGAUGGUCCGAGCUCUGUUCGCCCUGGCGGGGUGUCUGCAGCCCUCAGUAAUAUUCAUUGACGAAAUAGACUCGCUGCUAUCGGCUAGGAAGGCAGAGGGCGAGCACGAGGCCAGUCGGCGUCUGAAGACGGAAAUGUUGGUUCAGAUGGACGGGUGCGACCCUGGCAGCGGGGAGCGGAGGGUGCUGGUCAUUGGAGCCACCAAUCGGCCCGAAGAGCUGGAUGAAGCCGCGAGGAGGCGGAUGCCCAAGCAGCUGUACAUCCCGCUGCCCUGUGCCGCGGCCCGGCACCAGAUGUUGAUGAAUGCGUUCAGGCAGGGCUCUGAGGUAUCCACCAGCCUCAGUGAGGCUGACCUGGCCAAGAUUGUGGAUCGUACGGCAGGCUACAGUGGCAGCGACAUGAAGAACCUGAUCCAAGAGGCGUGUCAGGGCCCCGUCCGGGAUUUGUUUCGGAGCCGAGGUAACGUCACCAACGUCACUCCAGGGGACCUGCGACCCGUACAACUGAGGGACUUCCAGAUGGCUAGCAAGGCGCAGAAGCGCACCGUGUCCGACGCGGAAGUCGAGCGGUACGAGAAGUACGACAGCCAGUUCGGCGCCAAGUAUGUGGACGAGCAGGGGGCUGGGGGCCCGGGGUGCGGUGGGGGAGGUGGGGGCCCCGCGGGUGGUGAGGAUGACGCAGCGGAUGACGGUUGGUAG
Molecule: messenger RNA, 1026 nt
Organism: Volvox carteri f. nagariensis
Lineage: Eukaryota; Viridiplantae; Chlorophyta; Chlorophyceae; Chlamydomonadales; Volvocaceae
Exons: 8
Molecular function (GO): ATP binding; ATP hydrolysis activity
Source: RefSeq, a predicted model, not a curated record